This is a messenger RNA of Trichomycterus rosablanca, 1968 nucleotides long. RefSeq names its product ADP ribosylation factor like GTPase 3b (gene arl3b). Bases 79 to 627 code for a protein of 182 amino acids. Gene Ontology annotation, cellular component: microtubule cytoskeleton; cytoplasm. The transcript has 6 exons. Gene Ontology annotation, biological process: cilium assembly. The record is from RefSeq and is a predicted model, not a curated record. Lineage: Eukaryota; Metazoa; Chordata; Actinopteri; Siluriformes; Trichomycteridae. Gene Ontology annotation, molecular function: GTP binding; GTPase activity.
UACGUGUGUUGUGUGUACUACGUCAUCAACGGCCCAUAGUAACAGCGCAGUGGCGUCUCGAGGAGAAGCAAUCACAACAUGGGUUUGCUAUCGAUUUUGCGAAAACUGAAAAGUUCCCCUGACCAGGAAGUCCGCAUUUUGCUUCUUGGGUUGGACAAUGGAGGCAAGACCACUCUGCUCAAACAGCUGGCCUCAGAAGAUAUCAGCCAUAUUACACCAACACAGGGUUUCAACAUCAAGAGUGUGCAGUCUCAGGGAUUUAAACUGAAUGUCUGGGAUAUUGGUGGGCAAAGAAAGAUCAGACCCUACUGGAGGAACUAUUUUGAAAAUACAGAUCUUCUAAUCUAUGUAAUUGAUAGUGCAGAUCGCAAACGAUUUGAAGAAACAGGCCAGGAGCUGGCCGAGUUACUAGAUGAGGAGAAGCUUAGUGGUGUUCCAGUCCUUAUCUUUGCUAAUAAACAGGACCUACUCACUGCAGCACCUGCUUCUGAAAUUGCUGAAGGACUAAACUUGCACACCAUUCGGGAUAGAGUAUGGCAGAUCCAGGCCUGUUCAGCUCUCACUGGAGAGGGGGUCCAGGAUGGCAUGAACUGGGUGUGUAAGAGUGUGAAUGCAAAAAGGAAGUAGACCUGCUUAUUCCUGAUGCAUUUCCUUUGGGAAGACCAGUGUGUACUUUGAAUGUAUAAAAUAUACUUAUGUACAGCAUUGAAAAGCUUAAAAGGAUGAAAGAAAUCUCUCUGAAACAGAAUAUAUAUUUUUCAUUUGCUUAUCCCUCAACAUCUGCUGUGUUGAAAGAAAAUACACACAAAGACACCAGGGUCAUUUUAUACUCUCAGCUUCCAGAAUAAAUUUUACCUAAAUACUUGUCUUAUUAUGGCUUACAAUUUGUUGAUAAUGUAUUUAUCAAUGUGUUAUAUAAAAUACUUACAUUUCACACCUUAAAUCAUGUUUGACACUUUAGAGCAACAUUAUUAUAUAGUAUAUUUUUGAAAAGCAGAAGUCACCUGUGAUUUUGCUGUACUUGUCCAAAUCUGAUACUGUGACAGAUUUAUUUACAGUUAUUGCUUUAUAGUAGCUUGAUUUGAUGACCAAGAUGACCAUUUUUGUCACUACAUCUUUUAUGUAGUUUUUUUUUACUGUAUUGUUCUUUUUGUAACAAUUAUGGAAACUGUAGAAUGCUUUAUUGUAGUGUGUUUUGCAAAAACUUACUAGGUUAUUUAUAACUACUAGGUGGCACGGUGGCUCAGUGGGUAGCACUGUCGCCUCACAGCAAGAAAGGAUCUAACCCAGGUGGAGCAGUCCGGGUCCUUUCUGUGUGGAGAUGUUUGCAUCUCUCUGUCUGCGUGGGUUUCCUCCGGGAGCUCCAGUUUCUCCCCACAGUCCAAAAACAUGCAAGUGAGGUAAAUUGGAGAUACAAAAUUGUCCAUGAUUGUGUUUGACAUUAAACUUGUGAACUGAUGAAUUUUGUGUAACGAGUAUCUAUCGAUUCUGUCAUGAAUGUAACCAAAGUGUGUAAAACAUGACAUUAAAAUACUAAUAAAUAAAUACAAUUACUAUAAUUAUUUUUCAAAAAGUAUGAUAAAACAUUACAACUAUACAGCCACAUUUACAUAGUGCAUUUCAUUUUUAUGAAAUCUAAGUAUCUGAAUUAUCUAUAAAAAAUGUCAAAUGUUUCCAUGUUAUAUCUGAAUUGAUUGCUGUUGUAUGUGUAACUAAAGGGACUAAAAUGAAAAAGCCUGGUAAUAUUGUGUGAGCUCAUUUUGUAUCUAUUAAAUAUAAAUUUUGUUCUUGCACAUUUUAUAUUGUUUUUAUUCAUGGUUUACUUUGUUCUAUGUUGCUCUCCCAGAGGUCGUAUGUUUCUCUCUGCUUGCAUUACCAUCCCCCAUUAAGCUCUGAAACAGAUGGCGCUGAAAACUCAGGUGCUUUACUAUAUACUGCAACACCUCUUACCUACACUGUAUCUGCUUC